Messenger RNA from Didymella exigua CBS 183.55, 1685 nucleotides. RefSeq names its product beta-tubulin. The transcript is spliced from 4 exons. The coding region runs from base 86 to 1429 and encodes 447 amino acids. Gene Ontology annotation, molecular function: structural constituent of cytoskeleton; GTPase activity; GTP binding. The record is from RefSeq and is a predicted model, not a curated record. Gene Ontology annotation, biological process: microtubule cytoskeleton organization; mitotic cell cycle. Gene Ontology annotation, cellular component: cytoplasm; microtubule. Lineage: Eukaryota; Fungi; Ascomycota; Dothideomycetes; Pleosporales; Didymellaceae.
UCUCCACCCGCACCACCGCCAGCCUCUACCCAGCUUCUCGCAUCCUCAGCUCCAGUAGCUCCCAUUACGCACACAAUUCGCCAACAUGCGUGAGAUUGUUCACCUCCAGACCGGUCAGUGCGGUAACCAAAUCGGUGCCGCCUUCUGGCAGACCAUCUCCGGCGAGCAUGGCCUCGACGGCUCUGGUGUCUACAAUGGCACCUCGGACCUUCAGCUCGAGCGCAUGAACGUCUACUUCAACGAGGCGUCCGGCAACAAGUUCGUUCCCCGUGCCGUCCUCGUCGAUUUGGAGCCCGGUACAAUGGACGCUGUCCGCGCUGGCCCCUUCGGUCAGCUCUUCCGUCCCGACAAUUUCGUCUUCGGCCAGUCUGGUGCUGGUAACAACUGGGCAAAGGGUCACUACACUGAGGGUGCCGAGCUUGUCGACCAGGUCCUCGAUGUCGUCCGCCGCGAAGCUGAGGGCUGCGACUGCCUCCAGGGUUUCCAGAUCACCCACUCUCUCGGUGGUGGUACCGGUGCUGGUAUGGGUACUCUCCUCAUCUCCAAGAUCCGUGAGGAGUUCCCCGACCGCAUGAUGGCCACUUUCUCCGUCGUGCCUUCCCCCAAGGUCUCCGACACUGUUGUCGAACCCUACAACGCCACCCUCUCCAUUCACCAGCUUGUCGAGAACUCCGACGAGACCUUCUGUAUUGACAACGAGGCUCUGUACGACAUCUGCAUGAGGACACUCAAGCUCAACAACCCCUCCUACGGUGACCUGAACCACCUCGUCUCCGCUGUCAUGUCUGGUGUCACUACCUGCCUGCGUUUCCCUGGUCAGCUGAACUCUGACCUGAGGAAGUUGGCCGUCAACAUGGUUCCCUUCCCCCGUCUCCACUUCUUCAUGGUCGGAUUUGCUCCUCUGACCAGCCGUGGUGCUCACUCUUUCCGCGCUGUGACCGUUCCCGAGCUCACCCAGCAGAUGUUCGACCCCAAGAACAUGAUGGCUGCGUCUGACUUCCGUAAUGGUCGCUACCUGACCUGCUCCGCCUACUUCCGCGGUAAGGUCUCCAUGAAGGAGGUCGAGGACCAGAUGCGCAACGUCCAGAACAAGAACUCCUCCUACUUCGUUGAGUGGAUUCCCAACAACGUCCAGACCGCUCUCUGCUCCGUUCCCCCUCGCGGUUUGAAGAUGUCCUCCACCUUCGUCGGUAACUCAACCUCCAUCCAGGAGCUCUUCAAGCGUGUUGGUGACCAGUUCACUGCCAUGUUCAGGCGCAAGGCUUUCUUGCAUUGGUACACUGGUGAGGGUAUGGACGAGAUGGAGUUCACUGAGGCUGAGUCCAACAUGAACGACUUGGUUUCCGAGUACCAGCAGUACCAGGAGGCUUCCGUCUCCGAUGCCGAGGAGGAGUACGAUGAGGAGGCUCCUCUCGAGGCCGAGGAGUAGGCUUCCCAGGCUCCGACGCUAUCAGAUUGCUAGAGUUAUACAAUUAGCUCAGCACUGCCGAAACGUCGAAUCUGGUCAACUUCUGUUUCUUGCUUGGGCAUCAUCGCUGCGUAUCCGGCAUGUCGUUGGCGGAAGCACUUAUUGUCACUGUCAAGACAAGCUGAGGUUAUAGCAUGAUCACAUUGGCGCCAGAGCGAUUCUUGUUAAUACAAAAGAUUCUAUAAUUGGAUAUGUUCAACGACCAAGUGCAUUUGAC